AGCUCUUUGUAUCUCCAAGCCCGAGCCCGGGCUCUUGGAUCGCUCUCGAAGCGGCGAUGGAGGGCUAUGCGAGCUUCCAGAAGAGCCCCGUGCGGAACCGGACCACGGUGAAUCGGCUGGUGCCUCGAGCUUUGCAGCGGACCACCACGGACGACACCCAGACGGCCAUCAACCGCGUCGUCCACGAGGCGCUGGCGCGCGCGGAAGCGGCGGACACGGCGGGCGCGGCGGCAGGGGCGUCGGCCAGCCCGGAGCUGGCGGAGGACGUCAAGGGCCGGGUGGAGCUGGUGCUGCAAGCGAAGCAGGACGAGCUCAGCGGGACCAUCACCCACGCCCAGCGUUUGGAGCUGAUCCAGCUGAUCGCGCGCCUGUCUGUGUCUGACGCGCUGGAAGAGCGGCGCCAGAUGCAGCACAGCAACCAGCGACGUGCGGAGGAGACGGUGCGCGGCUCUAUUCUGCCGUGCUGGAUUUGGAGCCGAAUUUUCUGCCUCCAGGUGCUGCCUGUCAGCGAGGUCCUCCAGCUUGGAGCGAGCUGUCGCCUGCUGCGACAGAACCACUCCAUGGGCCUUCGAGCUUUCAAGCUGCCGUGUUUGCUGGACGGGGAGGACCCUGCGCCUGAUGCUCCCUUGGUGCCUCGACCUGUGCCUGCAACGACUAUGAAGUUGCUGGUGCACAAGUUCCGGUAUGCACAGAGCCUGGAAGGGCGGCGGGGCGCGCGGCUCUUCGACAGCGACCUGGAGCUGCUGCCCUUCGCGCAGCUGCGGCGGCUGGACCUGGGCUUCUGCACGCGGCUUGCAGAGGGGAAGCUGCUGGCGUGUCUGAAGGCCUGCGUCUGCCUGGCGGAGCUGUCUCUGCGAGGCUGCCUGCAGCUGACAUCCCCAAGCUUUCCAGACACGGUCGCAGAGCUGCGCUCCUUGUCUGCCUUGGACGUGCGUGGCUGCGAGAACGUGAACAGCGACGGCCUGCUGCAGAAAUGUCUGGACCUGCGCCUCACCAGCCUGCGCCUGGCACAUGCCUGUCCCUUGGAGAUCCGUGAUGCAUAUGAGGAGACCCAGCCGCAGCUUCCCAACCGUCUCAUAACACCUGAGACAUUUCAGAGCCUCUGCUCCUUGCCCUUGGCCUCCGUUGAGCUGGAUCUGCUCCUGCUGUCCUCCAUGAGGGAUGCUGAAGUUCAGAAACUUGCAACAAUCCCUCAACUGCAAGCUCUGCUGCUUUGGAAUGUUGAGCGCCUGAACCGGGUCACCUUCCAAAGCAUCGUGGAGCGCUUUGCUGCUGAAAUUGACACCGUUGCGUAUCAUCACUGCUACGAUGAAUACGACGCUUAUUUUCACGUCGUCCCCUCUGCGUGGGGCCUUGAGAUGCCCGGGCAGCUGCAGGGCUUCUGCGCCAGGGCCUUCUUCCCGCCGGGCGCCGCUGGCGCUGGUGGCAAGACUUUGCUGCUGGCCACGAGCUUCAAGAUGAACCCCCAGGAGGCCUUCGAGGCGAUGAUGACAAGAGCGCUGGAAGUUUGCCAGCCUCGGCGGCUGAUUUUCGAUGCCGGUGUUUGCCGCGCCGAAAUAGGGGAAGCGCUGAUGCGCUUCGGUGCUUUUGCUGAGGAGGUGGAGUUGUACAAUGGCGGCUUUCGGGAGUCGGUGAGCGGUUUCCUGAGCCCCAUGCUGCAGUCUUGCCCAAGAUUGCGAAGCCUGCGCUGGAAGCACGAGGGCUGCCUGUGGAACAUGCAGGAGCUGGAACUUUUGGUGAAGACUCUGGCGGAGAAUUGCCCUGAUCUCGAACGCUUUGAGAUAGUGGAACCACAUCGUUCUCCCAUCAACACGCUCGCCUCCAAUCUGGUGUACUAUUACGACGGCGAUCCCGGCAGAAACCAUAAUGCCGUGAAUUUGGCCACCUUGCAGGAGCUCCUGGCCCGUUGCCCCCGCCUGGAGCAUUUGGAGCUGCCUGCGCCCAAGCUGCCGCGCCUGAGUUACUGGCAGCUGCGGGCUGCCUCUGCUGCGCCGCCGCGAACGCUGGUCUUCAACGGGAGGAACACCUCGUUCCAGGAGGAGCUAGAGGCUCUCGCAGGUUUGGCCGAAGACAGGCAGUAUGACAUCUCGCUGCUGAACUUUGGCGCCUUGACGUUGCCCACCAUUGCCUUUGUGACCCGCUUCCGGCACUUGCGAUCGCUACGCCUCGGGCAGGUGGAUGGGUCUUACGUGGGCCUAGUGGUCCACCUCCCGGAGCGCUGCCCGGAUCUGCAGCGGCUGUGCCUCCAGGACCUGCCGCUGCCGGCGGCGCAGACGGAGGCGCUGCUGGACGCCCUCGGCGGCCUCCCGCUGCUGGAAGCCCUGGACCUGCGGGUGGUGCCAGAGGAGCCCAAAACCGCCUUCCACAGGAUGCUGCCCGCCUUGGUGCGGCGCCUGCGCCGCUUGCGAGAGCUGCAGCUGCCGACGCUGGCGCCCUGCGCGCUGUGGCCGCUGCUGGCGCCGCUGCGCCGCUUGGCGACGCUGGAGGUGACGCUGGACUCGGCGUUGCCCCUGCCAGAGCUGCUCUUGAAGGUGGUGGCAAGGUGUCCGGACCUGCAGGUUCUUAUGUUGGACAAGCUGGAGAAUGAGCCGCAGGUGGACGAGGUGCGCAUCCGCGAGGUGCUGCGCCAAGCCCCGGGGCUGCAAGAAUUGGCCUGGGUGCCGGCCGCGGUAUGCAGCGGCCUGAUGUAUUCCAAUGGCUUCAGUGUUGAGUGGAGCGUGCGUCGCCCGAACAGGGUGACUGGUUGAGGCGCA
Messenger RNA from Effrenium voratum, 2753 nucleotides. The record is from the annotation of a GenBank genome assembly. Lineage: Eukaryota; Dinophyceae; Suessiales; Symbiodiniaceae.